AUGGCGGGAAUCAAUCACCUCAAUGUGUACUCGGGGCCAGACUCUGUGAGAGACUACUUUGACCCAGAAUACCAGCCACUGCUUCCGCUGGUCGAGAUCCCAGAAUGUCUCAAUCCCUACAGGGCCGACGGCGUGCGCAUCUAUGCCAAGAUGAUGUCGAUGCACCCGGCAACCAAUGUCAAAGUCAUGCCAGCCAUGAAUUUGUUGGAGAAAGGCGUCGAAAAGGGGAAGACUACCACCGUGGUGGAGAGUUCGUCCGGAUCAACCGUCAUUUCCAUGGCAAUGGUCGCCCGAGCUUUUCACGGUAUCAACGACGUUAAUGCGUUCCUAAGCAACAAGACUAGCGAGACCAAGCUGCGUCUCAUGCAAUUUUUCGGCCUCAGUGUAACUCUUUUUGGCGGCCCUGCUCAACCAACGCCCGUCGAUGAGCGAGGAGGCAUUCGUGCGGCUUCUCGCAAGGCAGCCGAGUCGGCAUCUGCAUAUUCUCCCAAUCAGUACCAGAACCAUGAUAACUGGAAAGCCCAUGUCCGCUGGACGGGGCCACAGAUCCAUAAACAGUUGCCCGAUAUCAACGUUAUUGUUGCUCCCAUGGGUACAUGUGGCACAAUGACUGGUCUUGGGACCUACUUCAAGGAAGCGAAACCGUCGGUUUGCCGGGUUGCCGUCUGUACUGCUGCCGGAGAGCGGGUUCCUGGACCCCGGGAAUACUCCCUCCUGAACAAAGUCGAGUUCCCCUACAAGGAUGCUGUCGAUGCACUUGAGCAUGUCGGAGCAAAGGAGUCGUAUAGCCUCUCAAUGGAUCUCACCAGACAGGGUAUUGUAUGCGGGCCGUCUUCCGGCCUCGCCCUACAAGGCCUGUUUCAGCGUGUAGAAAAGAAGAAACAAGAUGGAAGCCUGUCGCAGUUGGCCGGUCCCGAUGGCGACAUCAACUGCGUCUUCAUUUGUUCGGAUCUCCCCUACCAGUACCUGAAUGAGUACUUUCAAAAGCUCGGGCCAGAAAAGUUCAGUCCCCUGAAAAAUGAAAGGCUUCGCACCGUCGAUCUGUACCGGUACGACGACGCCUGGGAGAAAAGUGCGCUCGAUGCGUUAGCGACCUACUUCACAAUCCAACCAACAGCAAGCGACUGUACGGUGCUAUCGCUGGCUGCUUCCGGCGAGCUGGAGCUGCGGAAGCAUGUAGCUCCCAUGCCAAACACCCAGGUACUGGACUUUCGUCGAGCUGUGGAUUUCGACGGCUUCCACUUGCCGAGCUCAGUCAAUGUUCCCCUUGAAACUCUCAGGGAGGGAGCCGCUCGCGGCAGCCCUUUUGCCAAUCCAGUAGAUGAUUGCACAAUGCUCGAAGAGCUGUGGCUUGAGCUCGAAGGUCUAUUCACCACGCAAGACAAAAAUGGGAAAAGGAACCUUGGCGCAGAGACUCUGAUAUCCAUUUUAAAGAACAAGAGGGUUCUAACCGUUUGCUACGAUGGCGACUGUGCUAGAGUUGCGAACAGUGUACUUCGUCACAGGGGGAUUCAAGCGGCCAGCAUUUCGGGUGGGAUUGCGGCUCUAUCAAAGGUCCAACUCUUCAAUAAUGAUGUCGCCCAGCAAGCAAGCCAUGUCGUUUCUGUGGAAGCCUGA
This is a messenger RNA of Metarhizium album ARSEF 1941, 1617 nucleotides long. RefSeq names its product Pyridoxal phosphate-dependent enzyme, beta subunit. Lineage: Eukaryota; Fungi; Ascomycota; Sordariomycetes; Hypocreales; Clavicipitaceae. The record is from RefSeq and is a predicted model, not a curated record. The coding region runs from base 1 to 1617 and encodes 538 amino acids. The transcript is spliced from 7 exons. Gene Ontology annotation, molecular function: cysteine synthase activity; cystathionine beta-synthase activity. Gene Ontology annotation, cellular component: cytoplasm.